Crotalus tigris (Tiger rattlesnake) is the source of this 4137-nucleotide messenger RNA. RefSeq names its product coiled-coil domain containing 120 (gene CCDC120). The record is from RefSeq and is a predicted model, not a curated record. The transcript is spliced from 9 exons. Bases 416 to 2026 code for a protein of 536 amino acids. NCBI's taxonomy places the organism in Eukaryota, Metazoa, Chordata, Lepidosauria, Squamata, Viperidae.
UCCGGCCGCCUGUAUGCUCGCCUCUCCGACCCCCCGCCUCGUUUCGUUUGCCUGAUCGACACCCCCGGGGAAGGGUGGAUUUUCUUCGGCCGGAGAGCCCACCCCUGCGCCCUCAAGAUGAGGUCGAAGAAAGCUCCCUUCCCCGAUGGGAGAUGGGGUCGGCGCUGGGAGUGAAGAUUCUCGGCCGCCCCGGCUACACACAUCUCUUCUUUUUCUCCUGCCCAGCCGAGAUCUGUAUGGCAGGGGGAAAAAAUAAAAACUCAACUCGCUUUAUCCAGAGGAGAAAAUCGGUGCCGUCUUGGGGGAAGAAGCAAAUGUAACCAUCUGCCGUCCUCCAUCUAGGAAUUCCUGAUGGGACUCAGAGCCAAGUGAUUUCCCUUGGAGGCAAGAGACAAGGUGAACUUCCCCAGAAGACAUGGAGGUGAAGGGGCAGCUGAUAAACUCAUCCAGCUAUAGCUCUUCAGAAGCUUUGCAGCGAGAGUUCUGUCCCCGAAUUCGGCUAGAGCGGGUGCAAGAACUCCUGGAAAAGCAGAAGUCUCUCCAGCAGGUGCUCAGCCUACGCCUGAAGGAGCUGCGACGGGUUUGCCUUCAGGAAGCGGAACUGACAGGAAAGUUGCCACCAGAAUAUCCCCUGGAACCCGGAGAAAGGCUGUGGCCAGUGCGGAGGAGAACAAUAGUGGCAUCCCGAAUUGCCCCUGUCUUGAAGAAUGAGGAAAACCCUUCUCUGGAGGAGCUGACCCAGGAUCUGGCACUGCAGCAACAAGUGGCUGAGGCUGCCCGACGGCUAGCGGUUGCCCCCGACUUAACCGUUGAUCAGCGCCGGCGCCGGCGGCAGGUCCAGGCAGAUGCUGCUCAGCGCCUGCGGGAGCUGGAGGUCCAGGUAGUAGAAUGCCGGGCGCGGCUGAGCAAAGGACCCCUCCAAAGGGUUGGCCUCGAAGAGGCAUUUCACUCGGAGAGCAGCUCCCUCUCCGAAUCAGCCAGCCAUGAAAAUGAUGACCCUCGCAGCUUCCAUCCCUCCAAAGUCUCCAACCACCAGGGAGCUUUCCCAGACAGAUCCUCACCUCCCAAGGCCCGAGAUCACCUACGUGCCAUCUCUAGCAGUCCUGACCGCCGACCAGGCUGGCGAAUUUUGCAGCCAGAUCUGUACAGUGAGGCCAAGGAUCGCAGGAACUCUGUUGCCAGCCCAACCAGCCCCAAUCGCACCCUCCCCAGAAGCAUGUCCAGCUUUGAGGGCCGAAGCGUCCCAGCUACUCCCGUGUUAGCAAGAAAUGCAUGCACUGGAAAUCAUCAAUUAAGGUCAGAGGCCCCAUCUCUCCACUCCCGCCAGUGGUCAGGUAGCCACGAUUCCCAGCUUGGCCCCCCUAGCCGGGACACCAGUGCCGACAGAGCUUCUCUCUUUGCUGCUCGGACCCGUCGAAGCAACAGCUCUGAGGCCUUGAUUGAACGGGCCCCUUCAGAGGAUCCCCUCCUGCCCACUGCCCCUCCUUUUAAGAGUGCCGAGGCCCUGACUCCUUCCACCUCUGGCCGGACCCCUCGCCCACCUUACAACGAUCUCCUGUUGGACUAUUACCUGGAACGCCGGAGCUGUGGGGGUGGUGAGCAUUUGUCUCGCAGGGAUGGGCCUCCCCAGCUAGAGUGGGGAGCCUUUUCUGAAAGCCCGCUUCAGCGCCGAGCCCGACCUGCGGCCCGCACUAAAUCCUGCGGGCCGCUGCUGCCUCCCCAGUCCCGUGAGGUUGGUUAUGGACCCCCCUUACCCCCUCAUCGCAACUUCCACAAAGCGCUUGCUCUGGAAGGGCUCCGGGACUGGUACUUACGCAACGCUGGAGUUACCCAACGUGGGGCACCCGAGAGGCGAGGACCAUCUCAGUCUGUACAUCAGCACCUGCGCAGCUACUGUGAUCCGGGACCCUCCCACCCCGACGUGGGAUAUUACGGGGGGCCAGGAAGCGGGCUGCCUCACUCUGUGAGCUAUGCGGGCCAGCCGCUCUAUGGCAGGUAUGCAAGCCGAUUUCUUCCUUUGCCCUGACAAGCUCAGCACGCCCUCCUCCUUCCCUCGCUUGCCUAAGGCCAACCCUGUGCCUCUUUUCUCUGCUCUCCCACUUUCAUUGGUUUCACUCCCUCUUUUUCAAAACAACUAGUGCUACUCUGGCUGCAGAUUUUAAACUGUUUUGAAAGCCCUGGGUGAGGAAGAGAAGGAAAAGAAAGGAGGCAGGUCUCCUUGUAAAGCAGCUUUCCCUAACUCACCACCCCUUUGCUGGCUGAGAACAAUGGGAGUUGAAGUCUAAAGCCUCUGGGAGGCAGGCAGUUGAAAGGCUGGUUCUUUUUGACCCCUUUGUCAUGGUUGGAAAAGACCCAUUUAAUGAACCAAAUAGUGUGUGUGUGUGUUGUGUGUGUGUGUGUGUGGAGAGAUAGAGACUGGGGUUGUGACUACUGUAGGGUAAACUUGAUCCAAAAUUGGAGAUAAACCAGAACUGGAGAUAAACACUUUCGCUUGCUGCAUGGUUCCUUUCUGCCCCUUUGUCUAAUCCUUUCUUUUUCUCUCUCUCCUUUCUUUCUGUGCUUUACUCUGCCCAGACCUUUUGCCGACCUGCUUUAUCUGGAAGAUUCUUCUGGUCCUUACAGUUUGGAUUCCACAGAGCACCCAACCCCAGGGACAUUGGUUUGACACUCCCCCUUUUCCCCAAGGGGAUCUAUCUGGAGUGCUGUUUCUUUUUGUUUUCCUUUUUCGCACUGGUGCCUCUCUUUUGGGUGUGAUGCACCAUUGUGGGGAUGGGGGCUCCCUGCUGGCAGGGCAGGUUUCCACAUGUGUGAGGAUGGGUUGUUGCAUGUCACACUGGACACAUGAUGGGGGGAUAGGAGUGUGUCCAUAGUUCUUCCUACAAUUGUUAACCUCCCCCAUUCCAGACUUUGUGGGGUAGGCAGGAGGGGGGGAAAUCUGUGUUUACUGUACUACUUCUCCAUAAAAGGGUUUUUCUGCUGUGGGUGGCGCCCUCUUGUGUUCACUGGAGAACAGUGCACUGUUACUGCCAUGGUGCUCCGUGUUGGGGUGUAGCAUUAUAAACCCUGGACCCUGGAAUGUAUAAAUGGAGAGGUUUGUGCAAUGUGUGUUUCUUGUGAAAUGUUAUAUAGCACAGACCUGUCAUCUUGCUAAUGAACAUCAGUCCUGUAAAAAGUAGAAAAAAAGAGAUCUAUACCACUCCCGUUGCCCUCACUGUGAAAAACUUAGUUUACCCUUCAAUGUAUUGUCCCUUCCUACACAUAUCCUGCUCUUGCAAAGCCCUGAGUGAGGAAAAAAAUGCGUAGGGGUUUGGGAAAUGUUUACCGGAUCCAUUGGAUGAACUUAUUUCACGGCCCAACCUUUCUCCUAGCAGGGGAACUCCACCAUAGUGCUAGAUAUAGGAAUGCAGUGAUUGGCUUCACCCAUUCAGUUUAGUUAUUACCUCUCACAGGGGGAGGGGGCAGGAGAUCCCAGCUGAAGGCAUAACACAGUCUGAUCUAUGGGGUGGGCUAUGGGAAAGGCCAGCUGAUUCCACGUGGCCUUCCCCAAAACUGCUGUGGGUGUGCCUGCGUGUAUCAAAACCCAACUCUCACUGGGAAUGGGUUGCACCAAUUGUAACCGGCAAUGCAAUCUUUUCAUUUUUCUAAAAGUACAGCUGCACACUGUUUUCUGCCCUCUAGACUGGACUGGUUAUUUUCUCCUGCAUCCUUCGUCUGACAUGCUUUCUGCCUUCUCCCCCAAUUUUUUCAAAACUGGAAGGAACGUCUUGCCUUUUUCCUUUCACUGUAAUAAUAACCAUUAUCAUCCUCAUAAUAAUUGUAAAGUGUGUGAUGGUUUUCCCCUGCUCUCAACAAUUGCACAUAAAAGGAACAGCCACUUUGUUUAAACUCUGUGCCAAUGGAAUCCAGGUCAUUCUGGAGCAGAGAGAGGGAAGGAGGGAGGAUGAGAGAACCCAAGAGAGGCUCCGGUUUUCUCCCCCUCCCAUCCCUGGCUGAAGGAACAAGGGCCAUACUGGAGUCACUGUCUUGUGUGUCUUUUUAAUAUACACUAAUGUAUAGAUUAUAUAUGGGGAUCUAAAUGUAAAGCUGAGCACUGUGUAUAAGGAGAGAAGGUUUCUAUAAUAAAGAUUGUCAACGAGG